Messenger RNA from Sorex fumeus (smoky shrew), 440 nucleotides. It is a transcript of the gene NINJ2, whose product is annotated as ninjurin 2. Gene Ontology annotation, biological process: cell adhesion; tissue regeneration. Lineage: Eukaryota; Metazoa; Chordata; Mammalia; Eulipotyphla; Soricidae. The record is from RefSeq and is a predicted model, not a curated record. Gene Ontology annotation, cellular component: membrane.
AGCGUGGCCGGGAGCAUGCUGGACGCUGCCCUGCUCCUGUCCAACGCCGCCAGGCUGCAGGCGCUGCUGGAGCGCGGCCCCACCGCCCCCUACUACGUGGCGCUCACUGUCCUGCUCAGCCUCUCCCUGCUCCUGCAGGUGGCCAUCGGAGUCCUCCUCGUGGUCAUCGCGCGACUGAACCUCAACGAGGUGGAGAAGCAGUGGAGGCUGAACCGGCUCAACAACGCCGCCACCGCCUUGGUCUGCAUCGCGGUGGUCCUCAACGUCUUCAUCACGGCCUUCGGGGCACAUAAGACGGGGCUCCCUGCGGCCAGGACCUCGCAGAACCCCCUCUGAGCCCCACGCCGGGAGGUCCUGGGCCUGGGCCUGCUUCCGCUUUCCGCCUUGACCUGUCAUGCUGACAAGCGCUUCCCAGUCGUCCUCCACCCUGGCCCCUCCCC